AUGACGUUUCAGCAGGAAUUGAUUCAUGUUUUCUUAGUCAAGAUUAAUCAUAAAUGUUUCUAUCUAGAGAAUGUCAGAGAUAUCAUGCCAAAUUCCGGAACAACCGUAGCGUUGGUCCCUAACAAAAAUUUGCUAUACAAUAUCAAAGAUGAUUCCAACAUUAAAUUGCUUGCAGCAGGACAAAAUGAAAUUACAGUUGAAGGAGAAGGAAUCCUAAAACUUAAAUUGAAUGAAAACAUUUCAAUAGAAAUGAAAGCGAUGGUGGUACCAUCAAUCAAGAUGAUUAUCAUACCACUAAAAUCUGUAUACAAAAAUCACCGACAUGUUAGCGAUAAUGUUGAUAGUAUAAUAUCAAAAAACGGUGAAAUUAUAACAUCCAUCUUUGAGAAAGAGGAGUUAUGGUGGAUUUUAGGUAAUCACAUUCAAUUACCAACUAAAGAACACAAAGUCUAUCAAACAACGAAAUCCAAGAAAUAUAAGGUAACUUUGAGAGAUUUACACCGGCGUCUAGGACAUACAAAUGUCAGAUGUGUUAGAGAAACAGUUAAAAGAGGCGGAAUUGAAGAUUUUUCAAUGUCCGAUGUUAACUGGGAAGGGAUUGACGACUUCCAAUGCGAAUCAUGCAUGAAAGGCAAAGCCUCAAGGCAUGCACGCAUGAGAUAA
This is a messenger RNA of Kluyveromyces marxianus DMKU3-1042, 663 nucleotides long. RefSeq names its product GAG-pre-integrase domain-containing protein. Bases 1 to 663 code for a protein of 220 amino acids. The record is from RefSeq and is a predicted model, not a curated record. Lineage: Eukaryota; Fungi; Ascomycota; Saccharomycetes; Saccharomycetales; Saccharomycetaceae. The transcript has a single exon.